GGCGCUGCGGUUGGGCGGCGGCGCUGCCGCUCAGCGCGGGGUCGGGGGUCAGAGUGCGGGCGUUUCAGAUGCCUCUGGAUGUUCAAUGAUAGCACUUCUCCAUACUGGAGCAGCAAAGUUUCCCCCAAACUUACUUUCAAGGUCAAGACAAGCUGUGUCCCCCCUCUUCCCAGCUGGUGUUCUCGAAGGGUUCUGCUCCAUCGUAAGCAGGAAACUGGCGUCCCACGGCUUUGGAGCUUCCAUGGCAGCAAUGUCAUCCUUCCCUCCACAGAGAUAUCACUACUUCUUAGUGCUGGAUUUUGAGGCUACAUGUGAUAAACCGCAGAUUCAUCCUCAGGAAAUCAUCGAAUUCCCUAUCCUGAAGCUGAAUGGCAGGACGAUGGAGAUCGAAUCCACCUUUCACAUGUAUGUUCAGCCUGUGGUGCAUCCCCAGCUUACGCCCUUCUGUACAGAGCUGACUGGGAUUAUUCAAGGCAUGGUGGAUGGGCAGCCGAGCCUCCAGCAAGUGCUUGAGAGGGUUGACGAGUGGAUGGCAAAGGAAGGCCUCUUAGAUCCCAGCGUCAAGUCGAUUUUUGUGACCUGUGGAGACUGGGAUUUGAAAGUGAUGUUACCAGGACAAUGCCAGUACUUAGGGCUGCCGGUUGCUGAUUACUUCAAACAGUGGAUUAAUCUGAAAAAGGUUUCCGUGCUUGAACUCUGCCUGCAGCCCAAGGAUUGAAUCUAUCAAAGUGGCUUUUCUAAGAACUGGCUGAAAAGUCUACAGAUAUGAUCCACUUUUGUUUAGAAAACAACCCAUCUUUUGCCCUUGUCUGGGCAUAAACUUCUCUUAUUUUGUAGCCUGCUGAGGAGGGCAGUUCUCAUCACUCUGAAGCAUGAGCCCAGCCAGGGUCUAUCCCAUAGUGCCUGGUUUUCCCAGUUGCCUAGGCACUGUCUCCUACAGACCAGGACCAUCUUCUCCUUGGGUGCUCUGACAGGAGUGCUGCUGCCACCUUUAUAAGGCAUCAAAGCUCCUGAGCAAAUGGCCAUUCCCAAGCUUGCUCAGUACCCAUCAAGCUCUCAGCAGUCCCUUCUGGGUGUCAGUAGGUGUGGUGGGACAAGAUGCUUUUAUUUACUGACAAACAUGCACCUUUCCUUCCUUGUGUUUGAUGUUGUGUUGCAAAACCUCAUAAUCAUGUUGUUUAAUGUUUUCCUGGACAUCGUAUCCAGCUGAAAUUGUAGGUCCCAGUUAUGGCUGAUGGAUCAGCUCCAUCCACCUCACCUUUUUUUGAGCCAGGACACUGGCAUUUCAACACUGCACUCAAAAUACCUUAAAGCAAAUUACUUACAUUAAGCCAUGCAAGAUGGACUGUAGUUGAGCUGUUGCCCCUCCUCCAAGCAUUGGUUGACAUCCGCAAUGGUUCUAGUUGUGUGGAGAUGAAAUGUCAAGGUACUGUUCUGCCCGUGCUCCUCCUGCGUGCAUCCUGCAGGUGUGUUUUUAAACAAACUGUAGAUACUUAUUGUAUGGUUUUGUGCCAGUUUCAGGAAAGCCUGUUCUCCGUGCUCUCCCAGUGUGGUAACCUCUGUCAGCCCGGCCCUGAUUGAUGCUGUAAAUAUUUGAGAGAUUAUUUGGGAUCUCUGCCUUGGCUGCGCUCCUCACUCAGGGAAGAGCUGUCCUGUGUGGAUGCUGCAGCUGCCAGAGGAGUGCGCUUCUUGCCUGACAGUGUGUUUUGGACGAGGCAGGUCUACCAGGACUAAGGAUAGCACAGAACUUUCAAAGAGCUAAUUGCUAGCCUCUAGCAGGUCCAGACUGGACCUUUAUCUCUGUAGGUGAAGGUCUUUCAGCCUCCCUGGGACAUGUCAUUCUGUUCUUGCCUUUUGGCGCUGACUGUAUUUGGCCACUGCAGUGGAGGGGUGUCCCCACACCUCUGCUCAGCCCUUCCAGGUAGGAAGGAGCUGGUCUUGGCACAGCUGCUGAACCAGAAGCAGCUCUGAGUCUCUCCUGUGUUUUGGGUCUCUCUUUGCCAUUGUACCACGUAUGUUUUGCCCACAUGGAGCUGGUUCUGCUGCACUGUUCCUUCCCCUGUGGGGACAGUCCAUGCUGAUCAGGAGGUGACUGAUCCUCUACUGGUAACUCUGCCACAUGCAGUUUCCAGCGAUCUCCCAGGAGCUGCACAUGGACUGUCUGCUCUAAGCAGUGGAGGUGCUCUCCUCUUGGUGCAGGAGAGUUCCAGCGACACAUUCCUUGCUCAACCUUCCCUAUGGGGCCCAGCUAAAUGCAGUUGUAAGAAUGGGGCUGACUUGCUGUGGGAAUAGGGGCUCUGACACAUCCAGGAGACAGUAAAGCCAUGUGACUGAAUACCAGACUGUGUUUGCUCUGCCUAAUUAUCAAAAGUAUGAGUUUGUUCUGCUAGGUGCACAUUAUGCCUUUAUUGUGGUGUAAUUAUGCCAGCUGCCUAUGUUUAGUGUCAUAAAAAGGAAUAAAAUGCCCAUUACCCGCCUAAAGAAUUCUUCUUGUGGUUUUUUUUUAUUUUUAUUGCUCUGGAGUACACAGUGGGGAUAUCUUUGGUCGGCAAUUCUCCAUGCAAAAUAGCUAGUGAAAUACUGUGCCUUUCCGAGAGCUCCUCCAGCCAGCAGCCUGCAAAGGCAGCUGGCCCACGAGCCUCACCUGGCACUGCCUCUGUUCCUUUCUGCCAGCCCGAUCUGGUAGUCAAAAUGGUGAAGCCACCACCGUGCCUUCUUCUGCAGGAGCUCAACUGUUUUCCAGCAGCAUUUUCCUGCUGCCAUCUAGAUCCCAAAGCUCCCUCCUGCUGACACAGCACGUGAGAGGUGCAGGAUGCUUUCCAAGCCUGGGAAAAGAUGCAGCCUCUCUACCUGCUGACCUGCUCAGGAAGACACAAUGGUGCCUAGGUCUGGCUGAGGUAUUUUUGGGCAGAAUGCCGUGUUAAGGAGUCCCGUGCCAUGGGGAAGCACUUAAGGUUGUUGAGGGAGCAGCCCAGAGAGAUGUGCGGGUGGGAGCCACGCGUUCUUUUGUCCUGCCUCAUCUGGAACCACAAGCCAAGUGUCAUGAACCUACCAAUGGCCUGGUGGUGCUCUUGCAAGAGCAGGGAUACCAAGCCUCAUCCCCCAGCCAGCCCACAGCCCCUGCAAUUGGGUUUUGGCUGCUUUGAGGUUUCCUGUGGUGUCUAAAGAUCUGGGGCCAUGUUUCUGUGGUGCUGAGAGAUGCCUCAAAGGAGCCACAUCCUCCAAGAGCUGAGGUUCUGUGCAAACAUCAAUUACUGAAACACAUCCUCUGCCAGGGAACAGCAGCAGGGGGCUUGCUUUGUGUGUGUAAAUCCUAGGGGCAUAUUGGUGAUAUUAAGUAAUUUCUGUCGGAAAAAAAAAAUAAAGAAAGCCCCAUAUCCAAAUCCCACAUCUUCAGAGGUUUUUAAAAGCUGCCUCUCUGCCUUUCCUUCUUCUAGGGUUUCAGUCCCUAAUUGGAAACUGACUUUUCUAGCCUCAUUAGAAAUGGUUAGUACUGGCUAUAGAUAGCUCUUAAAUGUAUGGUUUCAGUGGAUGUUAAAUCUCUUGGGUUAGUUGGCUUAUUUUUCAACUCGAUGUUAUGUUCGGCAGGUCCCUGAUCCCCCCAGCCCAGCUGUGCCACAGAUACCUCACACAACGUCCCUCUUAAUUCCCUCCACUUAUUUUUUACGUCAGAUGUUCCUUGAAGUGGCCUUCACAGUUCUCCACCCUUUAAGCCGAUGACUACGUCAGGGGAAGAUGGACUUGUGCCUCCCCGCAGCUUCAUUGCAUAUGCACACGCUGUCUGCCCCGGCGGCACGAUUGCCUCGGUGAAGAAUCCAAGGGGCUGCUGAUAGCAAUCAUUGAUUAAGAGGGUAAUUGUCCUGAAAAUUCAGAUUGAUCAAAAGGCAGAAAUGAUAACUUGUGUAACUGUGUUUAAAACCACGUCCUGUCAAUAGGGGAGACUGAGACGUGGCGAGCAGAAAGCAGGGAGAAUUGGAUGUGCAAGCAGGUGAGUGUGCCUGUGGUUCAGGGAGGAGGGGGAGCCAUUCUUCCUUGGGGUCCAUAGCAGGAUGUUUCUUGUCACUGACGCUGGGCUAUUGGAGAUUCAAUCACUUUUAUCUUCCCCUCUCUCUCAAUCCAAAUGCCUUUUCAUAUUAGAAAAUUAGAAUCAGCUCUGCUCAUGCAAGAUUUAUUAGCUCUGCUGAGCAAUACCACAGAAGAGUAAAUGAUGUCGCAUUUCAGGGGCUUUUUACACAUUAUGACCAAACUUGCAACUUCUUAAGUAUUUUUCCAUUGAGCCACUGCAGGAUCUUAAAGGGAUGGGGAGACAAACUUCUCUCUGGAAAUAGUUCUGCACCAGUUCAGAUGUCUUUUCUUUAUUAUCAGAAUGAUUGGAUUUGGAUUCUAAUACAGAUCUUUUCUUUGGGCUCAGUUUCUGUGCUUAUUACUCUGGGAAUCAAACUCUGAGAACUGAGCCUGUUUAUCAAAUUAUUUUCUUGGGUCCCUUUGUAGAAACUCUUUUUGGUGCUAAAAUGGGUGUCUUUGGAGCUCUGCUGCUAGCUGGCACUCAUUUACAUCUGAAGAAGGCAAAUCUUGUUUCCUGCUCACUUUUUUUCCAUUGUGUUUUGCACUGGGUGGCUUCUUUUAAAAAUGCCUUCUGACCUUGUGCUGUACACAGCUCAUGUUUUGGUAGUGAGGGUCCUUUAGUCUUCAGGUAGUAGAUGUUAAAGCUCUUUAAGGACAUGAAUGAAUUUAGGCUCAUACCACUCAACAGAUAUUAUUGUGGGGAUACUGAGGCAUGGGGGAUUGGUGAUUUUCCUGUGAAUCCAUAUCAAAGAUUGAAACAGAAAUUAGGUCUCAUCUCUCCUGCCUCUGGACUUCAGCCACAAGGCUUGUUUGUGAGGCUUUUCACUUUCAAAUUGCUUUGCAGGCAUUAAAUCCACGCAGCAUCCUCGUGGGCUGGCUGCACAGGAGGGUCACUCAGCCACAAGAGUCAGAACUACCAGUUGCUGGGAGCCUCUGCCUGAGCAGCUGUUCAGUUUUUCUCCCCUUCUCAAAAAUUAAAGCACUUGAGAUACACAGUAUUUCCCUGAUGCUGCCUACACAAAUCCCUGGUGCUCUGCAGCAUUUUCACCCCUUUCAGAAUGGGCAUUUCGUAUGUAGCCCCUACACAAAAAUGGCUGUUGCCAAGGUAAACACCAUUUUCCUGCUAGUCUUUAUCAGUCCCUCCGGCGCUGGAAAUGCCGCGGCCCAGGCCCGGCCCGGUGGCCACAGGUGCAAGCUGCCGCUGCUCUUCUGGGUGUUCAGUCCAGAGCAGGUUUAAAAAGGUCCAAAGAAAAGGGAAAAAACCACAGUCCAGGGAACUUCUUUGCCUCAGCUAGCUAAAACUAACUAAAACAAAGGAGAGCUCUGUCCCGCUGUCUGUCCAUCCGCAGACAACAGUCCAGGAGCAGGAAUGUGGAGGAGUGAGAGCAGUGUCUGAAAACAAACUGUGCACUUCUUCUCUCCCCCCUUCACUCUUUGGAGCAAGUCUUAAAGGUGCAAAAUUAUUAUUCACCAUAAACAGAACAGGGAUAAAAGCAUCAUAUAGUCAACCUAGGACAGGAAUAUUCUCAAAAAGGGAGCAAAUUUUUCUCCAGCCAUCAUUAUUUAGGAAAGUAGACAGCACCACACAGGGAUACUGAUGCCACUGCUCAAGUGUCUCACACCAAAACCAGCAUUAAACAACAGAAGCUGGAAUCAGGCUGUGGAAGGGAAUAGUUCGUUCAUAGCUUCAUCUGCUGUCAUUAUGGUGUGGUGGAGCCCAGCACCUGCAACUGAGCUUCUGCCAGUCUUUUGUCUAUUUGGAUCUGACUUUUUCUUGACAUGGCUGAGCUGCUGGGAGGAUUGCAGUGCAGACAGGGUGGAGGAGAGGUUUGGGCAGCCUCAUGGAUAAGGCUCCAAAUGCUCAGCAGCAUCCUCUGCAAGUGUAAAGGCAUUUUAACAACAGGCAGUACUAAUUACAUUUAAAAUAACAACAUAUUUGGACCUGUCCAAGUGCCAGCCUAACUUGGUGCAAAGUUUUGCCAUUCAUUUUAACAAAAGCCCUUUCUGAAGAGCUGCUUAGAACUGUGUGUGGCUGGCAGGGAGGUUUCUCAUCAGGUGUCAGUGCUUGGGAGGCAGAAACACUUGACAGGCAGAAGGACUUGACUUCUUCCCCUUCCAUGUACAAGCACUAUGUAUUAUUCAGGGUCUUCUUGAGUCAAUGCUGGGUUAUUAAUCGGUCGUUUCUCUGCAUGUUAAAUUUGCCUACUAAUUUCGAGGCUCUGGAAGAGGACUGUGGGUAUGAGAUUGCACAGUAUUUUCUUUCCCUCUGUGAGUCUCUGAACACCCGUGUGUGCAAUCUGCUGCACCCCUUUGCUUUGAGUUCAGAUGACAUAGUUCUGCCUGUGCAGCAGCUGCAUGAGGAUGUGAGGUCUGGGUUAUUGAUGUAAUGUUCCAGUUUCCAGAUAGUCACGGAUGAUGGGGGGAGCAGGGGCAGCACUGGAGCAAUAAAAGCCUUGUUGAACCUUGAGAGACUAAGCAAGACUCCCCACACACCACCUCCUAAGGACUAGGGGUGGUGCAGUCUCAGUUGUCACUCUGGUGUGGUGUCCAGGUAUGGGGCAGGCAUUGUACACAGGCCAGGAAGGGUUUGAUCCAUGACAUAGAUGCUAUCCACCUCCCCUUGGCUCCUGCUCUGUUUGCAGACUGAUGUAAUGAGUUAUUUGCAGCUGGUUUGGAGACAGCCUCUUGUCUUGGGACUCUCUCUCCCCUGUACCCCAGCCAGACUUUAUGCUCUGGUCUCCUCUCCCUCCACAAGCUCUGGCGGUGCUGCCUGUGGUAGGCAAGGCACGUGGGCCAGUAGCGCCUGCACGUUCCAGGAAUCACGUCAGCUGUCAUUACUUACAUUACCUUGAUUGGGAACAGUCAGUUAUGUCACCGUUCAUCAUCGCCUCUCUCCCAGGAGAGGCUGAGGAAGGAGGAGAGGAGCAGGAAUUAUAAAGCGCUUCUGCAGUGCUCUGCCAAUCCCACUGCUCUGUUGGCUGAACAUCUGUCAUCAGGCAGCUUGAAGAGAAGGUGCUUUGUCUGAUGGAUCUUCCCAUUGUAGCCCCACAGGGAGGAGCCUUCUGCAACACCAGGACUGCCCCAUGGGAAGAGCACUGGGGACUCUUACAGAGUUUAACAUGAAGGGAAUAAUGCUGCUGCCUGGGAAGCUCUGUGGGGUACUGCAGCAGAGCAUGCUGGGCAGCUGGGGCCGCAGGAUGGGCUCUCCUGGCUGAGG
This is a messenger RNA of Motacilla alba alba, 7282 nucleotides long. It is a transcript of the gene ERI3, whose product is annotated as ERI1 exoribonuclease family member 3. Gene Ontology annotation, molecular function: 3'-5'-RNA exonuclease activity; nucleic acid binding. The record is from RefSeq and is a predicted model, not a curated record. The transcript is spliced from 7 exons. Gene Ontology annotation, biological process: exonucleolytic trimming to generate mature 3'-end of 5.8S rRNA from tricistronic rRNA transcript (SSU-rRNA, 5.8S rRNA, LSU-rRNA). NCBI's taxonomy places the organism in Eukaryota, Metazoa, Chordata, Aves, Passeriformes, Motacillidae. Bases 86 to 718 code for a protein of 210 amino acids.